Molecule: messenger RNA, 8138 nt
Organism: Delphinapterus leucas (beluga whale)
Lineage: Eukaryota; Metazoa; Chordata; Mammalia; Artiodactyla; Monodontidae
Gene: GUCY1A1
Product: guanylate cyclase 1 soluble subunit alpha 1
Biological process (GO): cGMP biosynthetic process; response to oxygen levels
Cellular component (GO): guanylate cyclase complex, soluble
Molecular function (GO): heme binding; guanylate cyclase activity
Source: RefSeq, a predicted model, not a curated record
AGGGAAGGGGAGGGGUUCCGAAAAGACCGCAGGGAGAGGCGCUGCGAGGGAUCCUUAGGGCUGAGAGCGGGGGGAGGAGACAGGGAGGGAGAGAGGGAGAGAGAGAGCGGGAGCCCGAGGCCGGGGCUGCCUGAGCGUGGGCGCCGCGCGGGAACCGGGUUUGCUGCGCGCCGCGCCCGCCCUGCCUGUUGAGCGGCAGCCGGGAAGAGGCGCGGCGGCUGCCGGCUGUGGGGACACCGGUGCAGGGACCGGCAGGUGCCGCCGCCGGGCCCCCCUCUGCCGCCCGCCGCCCACUCUCCUCCUGCGCGGGCGGCGCGGAUCUGCGAGGCGCGCCCGGAGCUGCCGGCGAGCCGGAAACGCAGCCCGAGGUCGAGACGCCCCCGAGAAUCCAGAGUCGCCCCUCUUUCUGUUCUGACCUUCUGCUGCCUCUGGACGCUCCCGUCACCAGUGUCCCUGGUCCCGUAGUGGCUUCCGUGGGUCGGUCCCCGUUAAGAACAGCCGCCAGGAGGUGAUCACCAUGUUUUGCGCGAAGCUGAAAGACCUGCAGAUCACGGGGGACUGCCCCUUCUCGCUGCUGGGCCCGGGCCCUGUCCCCAAAGAGCCCGCGGGCGAGGCGGCAGGGGGCGGGCCCGCAGCUCCGGCCGGAGGGCAGGGCCUCUGCCCCGGCGACCCCGCGAAGAAGCCGCCCGGAGGGCUUCCUCAGAGGAAGAGUAGCCGCAGCCGCGUCUACCUGCACACUCUGGCCGAGAGUAUCUGCAAACUGAUUUUCCCGGAGUUUGAGCGGCUGAACCUUGCCCUUCAGAGAACACUGGCAAAACACAAAAUAAAGGAAAGCAGGAAAUCUUUGGAAAGAGAAGACUUUGAAAAAAUAAUGGCAGACCAAGCGAUUGCAGCAGGAGUCCCAGUGGAGAUCAUCAGAGAAUCUCUCGGUGAGGAGCUUUUUAAAAUAUGCUACGAAGAAGAUGAAUACAUCCUAGGUGUGGUCGGAGGAACCCUGAAAGACUUUUUAAAUAGCUUCAGCACCCUUCUGAGACAAAGCAGCCACUGCCAGGAAGCAGAGAAGAAGGGCAGGUUUGAGGACGCGUCCAUCCUAUGCCUGGAUAAAGAUCCCGAUUUCUUAAAUGUUUACUAUUUCUUCCCCAAGAGGAUCACUUCCCUGAUUCUCCCCGGCAUCGUUAAGGCAGCUGCUCGCAUCUUGUACGAGACCGAAGUGGAGGUGUCCUCGACGCCUCCCUGCUUCCACCAGCACUGCAGCGAGUUCAUGGACCAGCCCUGCCUGCUCUACUCCGUCCACGUCAAGACCCCCCGGCCGUCCCCACCCCCGGGGAAGCCCCCGUCCUCGCUGGUGAUCCCCACCUCGCUCUUCUGCAAGACCUUCCCCUUCCAUUUCAUGCUGGACAGAGACAUGACCAUCCUGCAGUUGGGCAACGGCAUCAGAAGGCUGAUGAGCAGGAGAGACGUGCAAGGGAAGCCUCAUUUUGACGAGUACUUCGAGAUUCUCACUCCAAAAAUCAGCCAGACCUUCAGCGGAAUCAUGACCAUGUUGAACAUGCAGUUUGUGGUCCGCGUGAGGAGGUGGGACAACGCCGUGAAGAAAUCUUCCAGGGUGAUGGACCUCAAAGGCCAGAUGAUCUACAUGGUGGAGUCCAGCGCCAUCCUGUUCCUGGGCUCGCCCUGUGUGGACAGACUGGAGGACUUCACGGGCCGGGGGCUCUACCUCUCGGACAUCCCCAUCCACAACGCACUGCGGGACGUGGUCCUGAUCGGAGAGCAGGCCAGGGCGCAGGACGGCCUGAAGAAGAGGCUGGGCAAGCUCAAGGCCACGCUGGAGCAGGCCCACCAGGCCCUGGAGGAGGAGAAGCGGAAGACGGUGGACCUCCUGUGCUCCAUCUUCCCCUCCGAGGUAGCGCAGCAGCUGUGGCAGGGCCGAGCCGUGCAGGCCAAGCGGUUCGGCGACGUCACCAUGCUCUUCUCGGACAUCGUGGGCUUCACGGCCAUCUGCUCUCAGUGCUCCCCGCUGCAGGUCAUCACCAUGCUCAACGCACUCUACACCCGCUUCGACCGGCAGUGCGGGGAGCUGGACGUCUACAAGGUGGAGACCAUCGGCGAUGCAUACUGUGUGGCUGGGGGCUUGCACAAAGAGAGUGACACCCACGCUGUUCGGAUCGCACUGAUGGCCCUGAAGAUGAUGGAGCUCUCUGAUGAAGUGGUGUCUCCCCACGGAGAGCCCAUCAAGAUGCGCAUUGGACUGCAUUCUGGGUCGGUUUUUGCCGGAGUUGUCGGAGUUAAGAUGCCCCGUUACUGCCUUUUUGGAAAUAAUGUCACCUUGGCUAACAAGUUCGAGUCCUGCAGUGUCCCCCGGAAAAUCAACGUCAGCCCUACCACCUACAGAUUACUCAAAGACUGUCCUGGUUUUGUGUUUACACCUCGAUCAAGGGAGGAACUCCCACCAAACUUUCCUAGUGACAUUCCUGGAAUCUGUCAUUUUCUGGAAGCUUAUCAACAAGGAACAACUUCAAAGCCAUGGUUCCAGAAGAAAGAUGUUGAGGAAGCCAAUGCCAAUUUUUUAGGCAAAGCAUCGGGAAUAGAUUAGCCAAAUAUACACCCAAUUGUUAGUCUCUGGGUUUGAGUCCUUGGAGCGUGUGUGGACCUUCUGAGAGCACACUGGGAUGGCAGCGAGCUCAGGAGCGGUGGUAACAUUUUGGGAGCUAAGUCACCACCUGCUUUUCCUUCCACUUAACAUGACAAAAAUGUAUUCACCUCAAUGUUCAACUCUUCAGUGAAAAAGAAAGAGAGAUAGAAAGAGAGAGAGAGAGGAGAGAGAAAGAAAGAAGGAAAGAAAGAAGCCUCAAAAAGUGACUUUGGGGGAGUAUUUCUGAUAUAUAAGAAUAGCUUAUAACCUAUACUCAGAACUGAGCGCCUUGUUCAUAUAUCGGGCGAUUGUCGUGACCUGUACAGCCUGGUGGAGUCGCCUGCCUUCUGCCCUGGCCAAACACCCUGGUUAUCAAAGCGCUUCUCGUAGUGUUGGUUGCCUUAAAAACGCUUUUUGAAUAGAAACCAUAGUCUUUGAUACCCUAAGCUCCUUGAACCUUUCAAGUCUGCAUUUUGUUACAUUUCCUCAUUUAACUGUUAGCAUACAUAACAAAACAGAUUGAGGCUUCUUCUGUUGCACUUUUUUCUUUUUUUUAGAGAAAAUAAGCCAUUAUGGGUUAGAUGCAAUAUGAAUCUAAAGUAGUUCUUCUGUAAAUAUCAAAGAUGAUUUUAUAAAAAUAUUCUCCACAACGUAAUGUGUCGUAACAAUAAAUAUUUCCUUUUUUGACAUUUUAAAAAGUCUGUAUAUGGGAAAGGCUAUUUUAAUUCAUAAGAGCAGUUUCAUUUCUAUUAAUUCAUUUUUGUGUCAUAAUCUUCAGGAUAAAAGAGGGUUACAGCCUACAUUAAAAUGCAAUAAUAUUAUUCUAAUUUACUUUACCCAGAAGCAACAUGGAGUAAAGGCAGCAUUCAGGGAAUGAAUCAUAGCGUACAGCAGCAAUCUGGGCCUAUUUCAGCAGACACCCUCCAUUGCCAGGCUGAGCCGUGUAAAGUCCCAUCAGGAAAAUCUGGAGUUCAGAAGUGGGAAAUAAGACUUGUUCUUUUGGCUGAUAGCUUACUUUUUAAGUGUUUGUGUUCAACACUUUGGUGUGUAUAUAUGUCCUUGGAACCAUCAGGACUCUUUGUCUUAAGUACACAUCUGUGAAUUUUUUAUUCUAGCGAAAUUAAUUCAAUGAUAUUUUUAAAGAGGAUGUUAAUAUUGAUGAAGAAAAUUAUGCUGUGAUUUCAUUGUAGUAAUUUCAAAACACUUUUCUGGAAAGUAAACUUUUAAUAAUGUUAGUCUAAGAUCUCUGGUGAACUAAGUAACAUGCAGAGUUUGGUUGGAGAUAAGGAUCUGAUUUUAAAAAGAACGCAACUUCAAAGCAAGAGAAAGCUGAACAUUACAGGGUUUAAAUCAGUAUUAGCAGAGCUAUAGAUACACUGAACUCUUUCUUAUUUGGGGAUCUGAGGGGUAAGUCAGCUGGAAUUUUUAACAGUUCUCUCCACUAGUCCCUCCCCAGGCCAGUCCAUGGUGACCUCGGGAAUAAAGGCCAUUACUGGCUGGCCUCUAGCAUCCCUGGCGUAUUACUAUACAUAUCACAAUAAUUAUUAUUUACUCAGUGAGGCUCCGGUGUCUCGAGGUACUGAACAGGGCUCAUUAAAUACCAAUCCUACUAUUGGAGAGUAUCACAGGCCUCGGGAAAACAUAGUCUCACAAUUAUAUGAAGUUAAUAAAAGUAUUUAAAAGGAAAGUAAAUACAUUUUUCUUUCUGGAAAUGAGCCCUUAUUACAGGGAAAAUACUAGGAAUUAAGGGAAAUUAAAAAGCAUAAAAUAAUGUGUCUUAUUUAUCACCUAUUUUAGCAGACCCAAAUUUGCUAAUAAUUUAUGUUCCAAAAGUUGUAAAUUAAUUAGAAUUCAAAAAAUAUUUUCUGUGUGUGUGUGUGUAAACACACACACAAACACACACACAACCAAUGGAGGAAAAUGUGAACAAUCUGGGUAAAAGCUCCAUGGGAAUUCCUUGUACUAUUCCUGCAACCUUUCCAUAAGUUUGAUAUUUUAUCCAAAUAAAAAGUUACCAAAAAUGUAUUUUCUCGAAAACAUUAAGUCAUCUGUGAAAGAUUCCCCAGACCAGCCUGCAAAGGCUCGUUAACUAUGGGAUACCUCAGAGCCCUUAAGCAAGAUGGACAUACAACAUCUCCAUGAUGGAAUGCACUCAAAAUCUGCAACUUGGAUGCUGAAAACUUUAAGGAAUCCCUUUUCCAUCUCUGUCUGAUCCACUUUGGAGGGUGGAGGUGAGGGAGACGUAUUCAUGGCCAGACCACUGAGGGUAGGCAGGGACGGAGCCCGAGGGUAUGUUCGCAAGGAAAGUGAGGGACCCGGACGGGGGCUUGAGGCUGGCGUGGGGUUGAGGAUGCAGAAAAGGAUGGACACAGAGGGUCUCUGACAGGGUUGGGAGCCAAGGGUUCCGAAUCUUACUGCCAAGUGAACUGUCCUAAAAUGUAUAUAAUGUGGGUCCCAAGCCACCGGUUCCUCCUAAGAACGCCAGGUUCUGUUGUUUCCAUGACUUCUUGGGUGGGAAGGGCUUUUGCAGCGUUCUACUGGCCCGUCCUCCAAAUCCCUCCUCCCUGACGUUGCCAGUCCGUCCGGGGCAGCUAUGGUGAGGCACAGAGCAGGCUGCUUGGCCGGGGCCGGUGGGCUAGCAAGGGAAGGCGCAGUGACGUGCGGAGUGGCUGGGGGCAGACUCGCCCUCGCCCCGCGAGCGCCACCUGCAAAGCCCCAGCGAUGCCUAAGGCUGCGUGAGGCUGGAAAGCCACGCCCAGUGAGCCGCUGGAUGCUUGCGGCUGUAAAUGGUGGGCUUUACCUGGAUACGUCGUCAUUCCUCAGUGGAAGGGACUCUACAGGACACGGCCCUUUCCCGAACCACAGAACAUAAAGAGCUGUCGUGCCUGCUGGUGGGCUUGGGUGCGUUUCCCCGUGGAGCCGGCUGCGUGGGAACAAGUGAAGUGCAGGCCGGUUUGCAGGGUGAAGGAUGCGGUGUGACACACGUGACACACGGGCGGGGGGAGGGCGGUCCGGAGGGGCUUGGGCCAGAGGGUUUGCAAAGCCUGUAAUGGAGGACGUAACACGUCCUGCAAAAGCAAACCUCAGGUUGCUGCAGAGACGAUAGGAAAGUGCGAUCCCCUUGUCCAAACAGGCUAAAAGCGCAGGGACGGCUUGCUUUACUCGGCAGAGGACACCAAGAGGUAAAUGUAGACCAGAGUUUACAGUGUUGCGACCUACAUUCUCUGCUGGAAUUCUUCCUCAAUCCUGGGAAAUCGUGUUCUCUUGUGAAGGGGAAGAAUAAUCCUCCCACCGUGAGAGGCGAGAGCUUCUGGAAGGGAUUAGCCCUCUGCAGUCCUGGCUGCCUUCAGUUUCCUUUUGCCCUUUGCCUGUUCGCUUCCAGACUGCGGAAGUGUGGCUCCCUUUAAUGCUUCUUUCAUGGUGUCGGUGACGUGUACCCACUUGGUGUUCGUACUUUAAGCCACCUGCAACAUUUUACACUUUAUUGCCACCUAUAUUUCUCCUGAAGCAGCCUUGCCCUUGACCUGUCACACCUGCAUCUGUUUUGACCAACUCACACAAUCCACACACUUUGACCUCUAAAACUGUUCUUCCUGUAUUCAGUGCCUGCAAAACCAAGAUAGCAUAGGUUUCAUAAACGCAUAGCUUUCAAAUUUUAAAACUAAGCCAAACAGGGAAAAAUGUGAUAUUCUAAACGCUAGGUUUCUUUUACUAUCAGUGCAAAUUCAUUUUCAUCGUAAUAAACUUAAGUUUCAGGAAAAUGUUAAUAUCUAAGAUUGAAACACAGGGAUCGAAAUCAGGACAAAAUUUAAUUUGCAGAUCUAGGACUUAAGCUCAGAUAUUUUGGAGAUUAGAAGAUUUUCGAUAAGGUUUUGCUGCCUUUCAAUUUUUUUAAGUAUUUAAUGUUGAGACAUUCUGCCAUUUGCAACAAUGUGGAUGGAUCUGGAGGGUAUCAGGCUUAGUGAAAUAAGUCAGACAGAGAAAGACCAGUUCUGUGUGCUAUCACGUAUAUGCAGAAUCUAAAAACUAAAACAAACAUGUAUAUAACAAAAAAUAUAUUAAAUUGCAACUAAACCUUACAGGUCGUGAAGAAGAUCACUUGGCAGAAAACGAGUUUGCAUAAUGCCCAAAUCUUAUAAAGUAUCAGCUAAGAUGUUUGUUUAGUCUGAAAGGUUGCCAAACCCAUCUGUAUUGAGGGAAGAGCUAUGAGGUCAUCUCAGGGAAAAUUAAAGCAAAACAAAGUGCUGUUACAGAAGUCGGACAAUCCAUCGUAUUACACGCCCGAAUAAAAAGGUAAAGCUGAAGCCUUUUGGAAAGUUACAGUGACAAUGCUCACAGAAUUCGGUGCCUUUGGAAACAAUGAUGCCCCACGAGGUGGCAUCCAGGGCUGUUCGAUCACAGUGAGCUGCUUUCUUCCCCAGAUAAAUUGUAUGUCGGAAAAUUGAAGUGGAUAAAAACGUUUUAGUCUUUGAGAAUGUACUGUUCCUUCACCUCCUCCCACAUGUAAAUUAAAGAUGCCCUGCAAGAUCUUAACGACACAGCUUGAUAGUAAUCUAGAGCAGUGUUCUCCAGACGUUUGGAUUCUGCACACCAUUAGUAAAAUCUUCAGAACGUUGACAAUCUAUUAUAAGUAUAUAAAAAUAAACUUUAUCAUAUAAGUAUUAUUUAUGAUUAAUAAAUAUAUAAUGUUGUUCUCAGUCUGAAAUAAUAUAGUAAUAAGCUUAUUUUUAAGCAAGCAUGAAUAUAAACAUAGAAAUUCUGGUAUUUUCUUCACUUACCCCAGUGAAUCUUCUUUAUAUUUUACUCUAGAAACUGUUACAACAGGCCAGUGGGUCUCCACCUUCACUGAGUCACAAAUCACUUUGAGAACUGGAUAAGAGAUAUAGGCCAUCACCCUUCUAAAAAUGUGCAUAUGCCCUUACACCCCAAGACUGAUGUGUAUUUCCAGAGGUUAGGGGAUUCCCUGGAAUGUACUCCUAGGCCACCGCAGGGAGGUAGCAGAGACCCUCAGGCUAAUAACAUUAUCUAGAAGGGAAGAAACAGCAAAUCCUACUUGAAAUGAGAAGAGAACGAAGAACUGGAAGAAGUCUGAGUUUUGGCAUAGAUGUGACCCCUUGAUUUUUGAGGAGGAAAGGGAAGAAGUUCUUUUGCUCCUGAUUCUAUGGAAUGAUUGAUUCAUGGGGCUUCACAUAUGAGCAACUAAAGUUUUCUUUUUAGCAAAUAUUUAACAUAUCUCUCAGUACAUUUUCUCAAGUUUUUGGUAAAUGUGCACUGCUCUUGGUAUCCCACUUUUUCUUCUAGUUCAAGUACUUCUUUUCAUUUUUCCUCUACGUGAAAUAGGAUAGCUGGUGAACCUCGUGUUGAAAACCUUGAUACUAACAACACUUCUUUUAUGAUUACUUUCACAGUUGCUUUAAAUAACACUGUUUAUUUUGAGAUCUGCUUCUGGCAGAGUCGCAAAGUCUAUCAAAAAUUUAUCCUGUGUCUCAGAAGCUUGUUAAAUAUU